This is a messenger RNA of Heterobilharzia americana, 264 nucleotides long. The record is from the annotation of a GenBank genome assembly. Lineage: Eukaryota; Metazoa; Platyhelminthes; Trematoda; Strigeidida; Schistosomatidae.
AUGACACAUAGGAUUGUAUAUCAGUUGGCUGGUAUUACCAGCCUAAAUCCGCUAGUGCGUGACUCGGAGCAGGCACGCAAAACGUACGCUUCACUUGAGAAAAUUACUACUUAUGAUGACUGCAUUUUGAAAAGCUCUAUCUCUAAUGUCUAUCCGUCAGACCGUACGUUACGUUCUUUCAAUCAUGCGAGUCGUCAACAUAUCAAGAAAGUCAUCGAAAUAAAAGUGACUAUUGUGAAUUUAUGGAUUUUGGCACCUUCCUAA